UCUCAUAUCUGCCUCCUGUUCCUGUCACCCAAGCUCUUCUUAUCAUUGAAAGCCUACCGACCGAAGGGUGCUGCUGUUCCUUCAGGCCAGCCAUGGAGAGGCUCAACACCAAGCUGUACCUGCAGAACUGCUACAUCGUGAAGGAGAACGAGAGGCUGAGGAAGAAUCUCCAGGUCCUCAACCAGGAGAACCAGGACCUCUUGUCCGAGCUGAAGCAGAAGCUGGCUAAAUCCAGUGCCACCUCAAGCCGCAACCCCAACAUCCCAGACCCCAACACUCCCCCAGCACCCACCAUUUCCCCCAGUGGAAGCAAGCGCUCAUCUCAGUAGGCUGUUGCACUAAACCGCAUGACUUCUUUUUGGAUGUUUUGGCCUUGAUAUUAGGUAGAUUAUCAGUACUUUGUCCAAUUGGCCAUAUUGCAGUCAUA
Messenger RNA from Musa acuminata AAA Group (dessert banana), 427 nucleotides. Its product is annotated as protein LITTLE ZIPPER 4-like. NCBI's taxonomy places the organism in Eukaryota, Viridiplantae, Streptophyta, Magnoliopsida, Zingiberales, Musaceae. The coding region runs from base 93 to 329 and encodes 78 amino acids. The transcript has 2 exons. The record is from RefSeq and is a predicted model, not a curated record.